AUGCCCCGUAUCAUACUGAGUUGGGUUGCUUUACUUUGGAUUAUUCUCUCUGUUAUUUCAACUGUGAUUAUUCUCACCGGAUUAUUCACUUCCUCGUGGUUGAGACGAAUUGAAACGGAUGAAUCGCGUCGAUUCACCGAGUGUCCAAUCAGUUUCUAUCCCAGUUUGGUUUUCCCUAUCGACUCCGGCGCGAUACGAACUAUUCCUUCCCGAGGCGGUGUUUCAGAUUCCCCGUCUAUCGGGCCGUGGUUGCGUUGUCAAAUGUCUUGUGUAGCGUCACGAAAUGAGUGGUCUUUCACGUGGCGCACCCCCGGCGCCAACCAGAUCAUGCGAUGUCAGCUCGCACUGCACGGAUUCGGCGAGCGUCCGGCUCCGGCGAACGCAUUGGUUUGGACUGCGGCCAGUCUCUGUCUGGUCGGGAGUAUCCUGCUGGUGAUUGCCACUCUGAUGGUCUUGUCGUCCAUAUGUAAACGAAAUAUCUGUGAUAGAAGUGUACACAGUUGCACCGGAGCGAUUCAAGGUCUAUCUGGUGAGUUAGUGAGUGAAUGA
Molecule: messenger RNA, 549 nt
Organism: Echinostoma caproni
Lineage: Eukaryota; Metazoa; Platyhelminthes; Trematoda; Plagiorchiida; Echinostomatidae
Source: the annotation of a GenBank genome assembly